CUGACUCAGGCAGCAAACCCCGAACUGUUUGCGACCUCUGAGUGGCUGGCCACUGUCUCUAGCCUCGUUUUGCUGUGGCUCACUCCCUUGUUCACGCUUGUUGGGUUUACAGACCAAGCAUUGAAAAAGCAAUGCUGGUUCAUAUUGGAAUGGGCCCUGACACUGACAGUACAUCCAUCCAGAAGAUCUAGCUACGAUACCGUGAAAAAGACUGAGAAAGGGGGAUGGUCAGAAAGGCAGACACUAGGUGGCCUCAAUGUCCAACUCCUCCCGAGAUCUGCCCUCUUCCUCCCAUUGAACUGUGCCUUGGAAGCUGACAGGUGA
Molecule: messenger RNA, 324 nt
Organism: Colletotrichum costaricense
Lineage: Eukaryota; Fungi; Ascomycota; Sordariomycetes; Glomerellales; Glomerellaceae
Exons: 1
Source: RefSeq, a predicted model, not a curated record